AAUGGUGAACCAACACCAAACAUCAACUGGACCAGAGUAUAUGACAAUGGAAGUGAUGGUGGUGUACUGGAAACUGGGAAUCAGUUUGUCCUUGAAAACAACAGAACAAACAGUGGAACAUAUCGCUGUACGGCAUAUAAUGGGAUAGGAACUCCACCAAAUUGCACAGUUACAGUAGAAGUUAAUUUUAAACCAGAGAUUAUCAAGCCAUUGGUGAAUGAUUCAACUGUCUGUGAAGGUGAUGUUAUUAAUAUUACCUGUUCAGCGGGCAGUAGACCUGCAGUGCAUACUUAUCAACUGUUUGAGAAUGGAGUACUAGUUGAUGGAAACAGCUCAGCUGGGGUGUCGAUAUUGAGGAGUGAUUUAAAAGAAGGAAACUUUAGCUACAGAUGUGUGGCUAAUAACACUAUUGGUACAACUGAGGAGACUGUCAAUAUCACAGUAAAAGUACCUUCUUCCAUACAAGUGAUACAAGAUCAGAAUGUAACAGAAGGCAACAAUUUGACUCUGACAUGUAAUGCAUCUGGAAUCCCUUCACCAAUGGUGUCUUGGAUUACGCCUGAUGGUCAGAGUGAAAAUGGAAGUGUGUUAAAGGUUGUGAACAUCAGAAGGAAUCAAACUGGAGCGUACAGAUGUGAUGCCAGUAACGAUUGUGGCAAUGCAACAGAGAUGGCAAGCAUUGAUGUGCAAUUCAAACCUGAGAAAGUGCUACUGACAACAUCUGCAAUGAACAAAACAGCCUGUCUGGGUGACGUCAUCAACUUUACCUGCUCAGCUGAUGCUAAUCCAACAGUGACCUCAUAUCAGCUGUUCAAGAAUGACAGUUCCAUUUUCGAUACAAGCAUGUCAGGAAUGUGGAAUGAGACUUUGGAAAUUGCAGGAGUGUUUUUCUACAGAUGUGUGGCAAAUAACACGCUGGGAUCAACACACAGUAAAGAUGUCAUGCUAACAGUCAUUGAUACUGAUCUCUAUCACAAUGAGGUCAUCUUUGGCCUCACUCUGAAUCAAAGGCUUGGCAACUUUAGAAGCACACAACUCAGGAAUCAACACUAA
Stylophora pistillata is the source of this 1053-nucleotide messenger RNA. RefSeq names its product hemicentin-2-like. Gene Ontology annotation, cellular component: plasma membrane; cell-cell junction. NCBI's taxonomy places the organism in Eukaryota, Metazoa, Cnidaria, Anthozoa, Scleractinia, Pocilloporidae. Gene Ontology annotation, molecular function: cell adhesion molecule binding. The record is from RefSeq and is a predicted model, not a curated record. Gene Ontology annotation, biological process: cell-cell adhesion.